AUGGUGUUCAACAAACCCAAACGACCACGAUUUCUACAUGAAAGGAGUGCAAUUUCUAGAAAAUUUGACAACUACAAUGAACAUCUAUAUAUUUGCAUAAGUCCAAAUGUUAAUUGGAUAGCAACAUUAAACACCUCAACUUGUCAAUUAAAAUUAUAUAAUUUUAAAGAUCUAAAAAAUGCACACAAAAUAAUAAAUUUUGAUGAUAGAUAUAUCAAAAUCCCCUUUGUAAAAAAAGCUUGGAACUUGACCGUUUCCAAUGAAUUUACUUUGACCGAUGGAACUGUCGAAGUAUUAAUUGCCGUAUCUUGUUUUGAUAAUGAUGAUAUGAAAAUAUUAAAGAACAAGAGAAAAUCACCACAACCACCUCCUAAUGAGCUUAUUUCAGCCGAAGAAGCUGAUGUCAAUGUGAAUGACCGAGAUAAAUCUGCAACAUUCAUUAUUUCAACCGCACGACGAUUGAAAAUCGCCUCCCCAAUUAAUAAUCAGGGUGGUAUAAUUAAAUUUUUGAAUACUAAAGAGGAUGAUGAUACAACCGAAUUGGUUGUUCUCAAUGCGAUCGGAAUUACUAAAGUCUACAUAAAACAUGCUACAAUUGGAAAUGUAAACGAUAAUAGGAAAAGUGAUUGGUCCAAACUUUUAUAUCCCGAUAAAUUAAUUGACAAAUAUUAUUAUCCAAGAAGUUUUUUUAAGGAAAUGAAAAGGUUACCAGAAAAUGAAACUUUUGCUUACUUCAUUCGUCGAAGUCUGUUAAAAGACUGGUUUAUUAUAGAUAAUUAUAAAGAUAAGGUACAAACCAUUGAAACAUAUAAUUUAAAAACAAAUAAGCUGGACAAUUUUUUCCGAAAACGUGAAGAAACCGUUGCUUCGAUUGUAGAAAGAAAUCACGGCGAUUAUUGGGAAUCUGAACGUUUACCUGUCGUCGUAAUUUGGGAUCUAUUUAGUAGUUCUAAUAAUUGUGUUAGAAAAAUUGAUGAAACACCCUUAUUAUUUUCAGAUAACUUAAAGCUUCAAAGAAUAGCUAUCGCUUCCGGAAAACUCAUAUUCAUAAAUGACGAUGAAACGAUUUUUUCGGCAUUAGAUAGACCACAUAUACUUAAAAUAUUGAAUCCUGAAAAUGAUAAUACGAGAAACGUAAUUAACAUAAAUUCACCUGAAAAAUCUAAUUCAUCAUCCACAACAACUCUUCCCUUAACAGAAUAUCAUUUAGUUUAUGACCUUUUGGGAACAUCUUUAGACCAUGAAACUGUUAAAGUGAUCGUUGAAGACCCUGAACCUUGGGUACAAGACAAGCAUUACAAUCGUACCACGACUUAUCUUGAUGAUGAUAAAACUGUUCAGUUAAUUGUUGGAGAAUCUACCGUUCAAGUUUGGCGCAAAAAAAAAGGAGUUGCUACUGAUACUUCACCUAAAAGAAUUCUUGAGUAUAUUUGGACAAAUCCUUUUAAAGAAAUGCAUAGACAGAUUAAAAUUGUAUCUUUGGAAGUUGCUCAAAGGGAAUUCUCUUUAGUGGUAAAUAUUCCUUCUGGAAAUGCUCCUAAUCAACUUGGACAACAAGUCAUAAUUGAAUGGCCUGAUAGAGUUAAUGUUCCAGUAGACGCGUGCAAAGCAUUGUUAUUUCUUGAUUUGCAAAGUAAUGAACCUUUAGGUCCCAAGAAACAACAUAUUUUUGAAAAUAUUGUUCAACAAACCGAAAAUAUCGUCAAGAAAUAUUUAGUCAGCAAUUUUGGAUCAUGGAGAAUGUUGGACAUUCGUUAUGAUCUUAUGGCCAAUCUUAUUCGAGGUAAUCGUGUUUCCAUUAUCCGAAAUAUUUUAUCAUUUGAAUCUAAAAAUGGAAAGAAUAAAAAUUUACAUCUUCCAAGACUUUAUUCCUGGAACGGGCAAGCCAAAGAAACAGAUCUCGAGAUUGCUAUCAAGUACUCGAAGGGAAGUUACCGUAAAGAUACUGUUAUUGUAAAAUAUUUAUUAGAUUAUUAUUCUGAUAAUGCCACAAAAAAUUCGAGUUGGAUGUUUGCGGUAUCCCGAGCAAUUCCCGUACUUUAUGAAUAUAAAUUAGAAUAUUUUGUUAAGGAAUUAUUUCUAAAGCCUUGCUUUGGUUCUAACGAAAUUUACUUGGAUAAAUCGGAGAUUAAUAUUGAAGAUAUAAUUAACAGUGAUCAUAAGAAUAUCCAUGCUUUAAGUAUAGAAAUAGGCCUCGUCAAAAGAAAUAAUGAUAGUUUCUUUAUUUCUCGAAACGAACCAAGUAAUAGACCACCAAAAACAAAAACUUCAAAAAAUAUCAGAAAGAUCGAUCAAGUUUACAUGGUCCCGCUCCCAGAUUUUACUGUAUUUCCUGAUGGGAUCCAUGAUAAACGAAGAUUCUGGAGCAUUCCUAUUGUCCUCUUAAAAUUAUUGUUUUGGCCACGUAAUCAUAUAAUAGAACAAGAAGGAAAAUUGAGUCCAUUUUUGAGAAUGAUUAGGAAUGAUUACACAACGGAAAUUUAUGACAAUCCGUCGAUAGCCGCAGUAAUAGAUUACAAAUGGAACGUGGCAAGAACAUAUUUCGUAAGACAAGCAUUGACUUAUCUUGCAUUUGGAUUAUCAUAUACUAUUUUAUCAAAUACAAUGGAACAAUUCGUUAGACCUCAAAUACCUAAUUAUAUUAUUGCCCUUGUAGUUUUAUUUUAUUGGUUAGGAUUUUAUUUAUUGAACACUGAAAGAGUUCAAUUAAAAUAUGUAGGAUGGAGAAGAUAUUUUAGCGUUUACAAUUUUUUUGAUUUGUUUUCGGUCAUAUUGCCAUUCACGGCAGCUUCGAUACAACUUUAUUAUAAUCUAUCAGAUUAUUUCAGAUAUAAAUCCAAUGCUAUUACCAGUUAUUUUGAACUGGAUCAAGAAAUGUUCACAAUAUUUGAUUCUUUUACGACUUUAACAAUAUGGCUAGAAGCUUUUUUGUUAUUACGAUACUUUGAGAAAACCGGAGCUUACAUAUACAUUGUCAUGAAUAUCUUACAAAAUAUAACAUCCUUCUUGAUCUUUAUAUUGUUGGUCGUCCUCGGAUUUGGUCAUACUAUGUUUAUUUUACUCAGCAAUACAGAUCGAAUCGGCAUCAAACCUAACGGUUCUUCCUUCAGAAUUUAUGAUGAAAACGGAGAUCUUGUACCGGGAUUAAAUAAUUUGUAUCCUUCUUGUUACGAUUUUACAAAAUAUGUUGAUCGCAAUUAUGGCGUAAGCGCAAAAGAGCUUAGUAAACAUGCAGUGCUGAAAUAUCGAGCGGAAUUGAUCGCAGAUUAUGAAACAUUUGAUAGACCAUUUGGAAAUCGAAAAAGGGAUCCUCGAUAUAUUUUUUACAUUGGAAAAACCGAAUAUAUUGAGAAAUGGUUAGAAAAAUCCGAACGAUAUAGGGAAAGUUAUAAGAAUUUCUUGGAAGAAAUAGAAGGUGGUAAUCCAUGGUCCUAUGAUGAAAACGAUGAUCUAGAAAAUUUAGAUGAUUUUCAAAAGUCACAUCAUCAUUCUCAUUCUUAUUCCUUUUCCACGGAUAUUGAUUCCGAUAAUUUAAAUUCACAAAGAGUCGUUCCAUUAUGCUCAUAUUGGUUUGUGGAUGAAGAAGAUGAUGGAACGAGAUUAUUGAAAGAACCAGAUGGUAAAAUGUUGUAUUAUAAAAUGCAGUCCAUUGAACAUGACUUAUCUGAAAAAUUACGUUUAAUGGAAGAUAAUAUUAAACAGUUAAUUUCAUUGCAAAAUCGACAAUAA
Molecule: messenger RNA, 3729 nt
Organism: Funneliformis caledonium
Lineage: Eukaryota; Fungi; Glomeromycota; Glomeromycetes; Glomerales; Glomeraceae
Source: the annotation of a GenBank genome assembly